GAAUUGGUAGCAAUGUUUGAAAUAUGUCUGCCAUCAGAGCAUUUGCUGUCAAAGUCAAAUUCACGUAAACAUUUUAUUUUAUUUUAAAACUAGAAUACGAACAAUGUGAGCAAACAAAUUGAAUAAAAUGGCUCAAGGGGUAUUGAGCUCGGAUAUUUCCAGAAGAAAUCCACAGGAUGAUUAUGAAUUAAUUCAGAGGAUAGGGAGUGGAACUUAUGGAGAUGUGUAUAAGGCGAAAAGACUUUCAACAAAUGAUUUAGCUGCAAUAAAAGUCAUCAAGCUAGAACCUGGAGAUGACUUUGCCAUUAUCCAGCAAGAAAUUCUCAUGAUGAGAGACUGUAGACACCCUAAUAUAAUAGCUUAUUACGGUAGUUAUUUAAGAAGAGAUAAGUUAUGGAUUUGUAUGGAAUACUGUGGAGGAGGUUCACUUCAGGAUAUAUAUCACAUUACGGGUCCUCUAGGAGAAAAUCAAAUAGCAUACAUGUGCCGAGAGACAUUGCAUGGAUUGCAAUAUCUUCACAACAUGGGUAAAAUGCAUAGGGACAUUAAAGGAGCCAAUAUUCUGUUAACAGAAUGUGGUGAUGUAAAGCUUGCAGAUUUUGGAGUGUCUGCUCAAAUAACGGCAACAAUCAAUAAACGAAAAUCUUUUAUUGGGACUCCAUAUUGGAUGGCACCUGAGGUUGCUGCAGUUGAACGUAAAGGUGGAUAUAACCAGUUGUGUGAUAUAUGGGCUACUGGAAUUACUGCCAUAGAACUUGCUGAACUUCAGCCACCAAUGUUCGACUUGCAUCCUAUGAGAGCAUUGUUCCUCAUGUCCAAGAGUGGAUUCAAACCUCCAACGUUGAAAGACAAAGAGAGGUGGAGCCCAACUUUUCACCAUUUUGUGAAAGUGGCUUUAACAAAAAAUCCAAAGAAACGACCUACUGCAGAAAAGCUAUUGCAGCAUGCUUUUUUCCAAGGAGAUAUGCACAGAAGACUGGCCUUAGAAUUGCUACAAAAAGUUAAUAAUCCUUCCCACAUGUUUACUGAUGAACCAGAUGAAGAUGGGGCUGUGCCAAAUGUACCCCAAAGAAUUCCAUCUCGACUGACUUCUAGACCAAAGCCGCAGAAUGCUGUUCUCUCAAAUGUAGACAUUGAUCGUAUAGAUGAAGCUAAUAAUACAUUACAAAGGACAGAACUCCCAGGCGUUACUGUUGAGGAUACAACACAACCAUGGGAUUUGAUGGACAUCAUGAAUAACGUGACGAGUGUACAUAAUUGUGUGGAGCAUCAAAAUCAAAAAUGUGGUAUAGGGGCAGCAUUCGACUCACUGAAUAGAGAAAAGAGUCUAUUGCAGUACAUUGACGAAGAAUUAAUGAUGAGGGGAGGCUACAAAUAUCACCAGACGGAAUACGAACAACAAGCUACUCUGCCUGUUCAGGAUCCGGAAAAUACGGUAAAAUGUGAUAUUCACACCAUCCCUUCAAGCCCCACUAACGAACAGUCCCCUUUCAAUGGUUCUCCUCGAAGACAUUCCUCGGUAGAUGAGAUAUUCGGACUAGUAAAUUCGAUGAAUCUCAAUGGUCAAAGACAGAGGUCUCUUAGUGAUAGUAGCCGGACUGGUAGGAGUAAUAGGGAAAAUAGAGAAGUCAAUGGAGCAGAUGAUACAACCAACAAUCAUGAAGAUGGCACUUCCAAUAGGGUGACGUGUCCACCUGUACCCCCUCGAAAACAUCGUAGACGACAUACACCCCCACGACCUCCCAGUAAUGGCUUACCUCCUACUCCUAAAGUUCACAUGGGUGCUUGCUUUUCCAAAGUAUUCAAUGGUUGUCCACUGAGAAUUCACUGUACUGCUUCUUGGAUUAAUCCAGAUACUCGUGAUCAACACAUUCUCAUUGGAGCGGAAGAGGGUAUUUACAACCUCAAUCUGAACGAACUUCAUGAAACUUGUAUUGACCAGCUAUAUAAUAGACGUACAGUGUGGAUGUAUGUUAUCAAAGAUGUUCUUAUGACUUUAUCAGGUAAAACACCGCAGCUUUAUAGACACGAUCUCUUAGCACUACAGAAUAAGCAAUCACAUAGGUUUAGUCUACACAUGAAUCGGAUGCCAGAGAGACUCGUUCCAAGGAAAUUUGCAUUGACUACUAGGGUACCUGAUACCAGAGGCACGUUGAGGUGUUGUGUUGCUCGUAAUCCCUAUAACGGAUAUAAAUAUUUAUGUGGUUCUACGAACAGCGGCAUUUAUUUGAUGCAGUGGUAUGAUCCUCUCAAUAAAUUCAUGCUUCUGAAGCAUGUAGAGUGUGUCCUUCCAAAUCCAUUGCAUGUUUUCGAAAUGAUAAUAACACCAGAGUUGGAAUAUCCUAUGGUUUGUGUUUCAAUUAAACAGGCUUAUCAACCAAAUCGUUUCAAGCUGGAUUUGAUCAACAUGAACUCAGGUGCCAGCUGGUUUCAUUCAGAUGAACUGCAAGACAUGGACGGCACAGCGACUGUCAUACCCCGAAGAGAAAAUCUUGACAUUGCAUGUGUUACUCAACUUGAUAAAGACUCAAUUUUAGUAUGUUACGAUAAUAUUAUUAGGAUAGUAAAUCCCCAAGGAAAGAUGAAAAUGAACAAAAAACAAGUUUCCGAGCUGAGAUUUGAUUUCAAGAUUGAAAGUAUUCUGUGUCUUCCGGAUAGCGUUUUAGCAUUUCAUAAGCAUGGUGUUCAAGGACGGUCUUUGAAAAACGGUGAUAUCACUCAAGAGAUUACAGAUACCUCUAGAACAUACAAACUAUUGGGAUCGGAUAAAGUUGUGAUGCUAGAAAGUAAUUUACUUCGAACUGGAACACUGACCAAUGAAGAAGGUCAUGACUUAUACAUUUUAGCAGGGCACGAAGCCAGUUAUUAGGGAACGAAAAUGCUCAUCGUAAACAGAGUUUUGCUUUGCUUAAGAAACUAGACUAAUCAAAACUUAACUUAUUGUUAGACUAGACCAUAGUUAAGUCAGAAAAGAAUACAGAAAUCGUUGUUUUUAGAAACAAACAUUAGGAGAACGGAAUUCUCCUUGAAAAACUGUACCUCAGUAACAUUUCUCAUUUAGACGGAAAAGUAUAGGUGGUAUA
Molecule: messenger RNA, 3083 nt
Organism: Leptinotarsa decemlineata (Colorado potato beetle)
Lineage: Eukaryota; Metazoa; Arthropoda; Insecta; Coleoptera; Chrysomelidae
Gene: hppy
Product: MAP4K3-like protein hppy
Biological process (GO): protein phosphorylation; intracellular signal transduction
Cellular component (GO): cytoplasm
Molecular function (GO): ATP binding; MAP kinase kinase kinase kinase activity
Source: RefSeq, a predicted model, not a curated record